AUGCUUCUGCAAUUAGACGCAAGUCCAAAAUCCCUUCCCUCCUCCCCCCUUGCCCAGGUGGUGGUGUUUUCUCUCGUUCUCCAAGUGCCUCCUGUUCUUGCCCGCGUCUGCCGUAUUAAAAAGAUUGAUGAAGAACGGUGGAAGGCGGCACAGAUGACGUCCCGUUCCAGCCUCUCCCCCCGCAACAACAUCUCCGCCUUCGAGGCCGUCCUCGAGAGCGGGAGCUUCGACACCGGCAGCCCGCGGAGCUCCGGGGGAUCCCCCCACCACUCCCCGCGUGCCGGCGCCCUCUCCUCCCGCGUCGGACGCAGCUCUUUCGGCGGGUACGGCGAAGAAUACAGCUCGGAUGCUGGAGGGGGGUCCCCCCGAGCUAGCACCGUCUCCCCCCGGGCAGGGGUCCCGGCUGGCAGCCCCCGGGCGGGGGCAGUGCCGCUGAGGGUGAGCCGGCACCAUGUGCGGCAGUCUCCUCUGCGCCGGUCGACGAGCACGCGGCCGGCGAGCGUGACGAUCCGGCUGAGCUGGCGCGUGUGGUUUCUGGUGGUCAGCGUGUUGGGUAUGGCGUUGCUGCUUAUCGCGAUGCUGAGGAUCGACCCGAAGGCGUACGACGCGGAGCGGGGGAGGGGGUUCGGGUGGGGCGCGGAGAGCCGCGCGAUGCUCGAGCAGGUCUGGGAGGGGCGCAAGGUGAACCUCGGGAGGAUGGGGGGGGAGGGGUUUCAGAAGCUGGAAGAUACCGGGGAAGUGUGGGAGGAGGACUUUGUCGACGACUUCGUGCAUUCUGUCGGGAAUGGAAGCGGGGCGGCGAGCGCACUGAAUCGGAUGGACAUGCCGAUGCGGCACAUUCACGGGAAGACUGAGCCGUGCCUUCUGCUCUCCCCCCCUGAAAGAAUCGAGAAGCUGCGGCUACCCCCCCCGACCCCGGGGCCUGUAAAGAAGCUGCUCUACUACUCCCUUCCCCCCGAAAAGAAGAUUGUGGCGGAGCCAGGGACUGCAGAAGGGGAGGACUCUGGUCCGGGGGGUUUGGCCUGGAUGUUUACAGGAAACCAAUCGUUGGAAGAGCGGCGGAGGAGCUUUGAGGUACGGGAACAGAUGGAGGUGUACUGCGGGUUUGCGGAUUCCGUGCCUGAGGAGUGGCGGCCGAGCGAUGCGGAAGCUGAGGGGGUGGGGAGGGGAGAUCGUGUGGCAGGCAGACGGCUUCUUGCAUUGUCGGAGGAGGGAGAAGUCGAUUCCGAACAGGCAACGUCUGACUUCGAAGGGUUGCCGUUAGAGAGAGGGGUUGCUGAUCUGGGGGUUUUUGAAAGCCCUCACCAGGAGAGACGGCCCGUGAGAGGGCUCCUCGAGUUUGAUAUGGGGGCUGGUGCCAUAGGCGAGAGCAACUUAAUGGGGGCAGAGGAAGGGAAAGACGCGAGUAAGGAGGCUGGGGGAGAGGGCGAGAGCGCUGUAAGCGAAAGAUUGGCGGGCAGUGGGCCAUUCUUUCAAAUGGACGAGAGGGAUAUGAUCGACAUUCGGCGGUGCAAGGUAGCCGUGAUUACGGCGGCGUUUGGGGGCGGGGACGAGCUGUACCAGCCGAUAGGCGCAACAAAAGUUGCGCUGAAGAAGGUUUGCUACAUCGCCUUUUGGGACGAGGUGACGUUGGAGGUCCAAGGCGCUGCGGGGUUCGUUCGCGAUAGGGACACGCGGAAGAUCGGGCGGUGGCGCGUUGUCGUGGUCUCCAACCUGCCGUUCUCGGACCAGCGGCGCAACGGCAAGAUCCCCAAGAUGCUCGCGCACCGGGUUAUGCCAAACCUUCGGUACUCCAUUUGGGUGGACAGCAAGUCGCAGUUCCGGCGGGACCCGCUGGGCGUGCUGGAGGCGCUGCUGUGGAAGACCGGCAAGCAGCUGGCUAUCAGCGAGCACGGCGCGCGCAGCUGCGUGUACGCCGAGGGGGAGGCCGUCGUGCACAAGCACAAGGCGGGGCCAGAGGAGGUCAAGCGCCAGCUCGAUUUUUACCGUGCAGAGGGCUUGCCUGAAAAUGCCACAUUUGACGGGAAGAAGGCCCUGGCAGAGGCGUCAGUGAUCGUGCGGGAGCACUCUCCACUGGCCAAUCUCUUCAUGUGCAAUUGGUUCAAUGAGGGGGUCCGCUUCACACCUAGAGAUCAGUUGAGUUUCGGUCAUGUCCUCAGGAGAUUAGACUCGCUUCACAUCAAAAUGUUCCCUGUGUGCACAAGAAAAGCUCUCGUCAACUCGAUAGGGCACACUCGGAAGGCGAAGCCACUAUCAAAAGUAGAGGAUACAUAAUGGGGGAAAACCAGUAACGAGGAGUGUAAGAUUUAUUCGUACAAAAGAAAUGAGGUCUUCUUAUAGACACAAGUGCGCGCGCUAUUACUUCGUGUUCAUCACAAGUACUUGCAACACCUCAAGUUCGGUAGCCACAGCGCUCGAACAUACAUCCUGAUCUAAGCUUUGGCAAUCGUGCUCUACUAUUGUCACAACCAGCCA
Messenger RNA from Klebsormidium nitens, 2475 nucleotides. Lineage: Eukaryota; Viridiplantae; Streptophyta; Klebsormidiophyceae; Klebsormidiales; Klebsormidiaceae. The record is from the annotation of a GenBank genome assembly.